Molecule: messenger RNA, 886 nt
Organism: Racocetra fulgida
Lineage: Eukaryota; Fungi; Glomeromycota; Glomeromycetes; Diversisporales; Gigasporaceae
Source: the annotation of a GenBank genome assembly
GGUGGUUUUGAUUUUAUAACGCUAACGCUAAUGUUUUCUCUGUCUUCUAUGUCUUUAUUUGGGCCUGUUGUAAGGUUAUCUGUAUUGCGUACUUUCAGACAAGCUGUCUUUUUUUCGUCUAUUUCUACAUUAUUUGAUAAAUACCUUGAAAAGUCGCGAUUGAUAGCCAAAGAUAAACUUAAGAGACGAGGGUUUCCUUCUACUCUAAGCACUACUGCAUCCGGUUUCGAUCUGAGAGACUUACAGUUAUUAAGAGUGACCUUUCAACCAACCCCAUUCAAAAGCAACGUCCUUCCUGAUGUAGAUGACAUUGGCUUUCCGGAGGAAUACAUUCUUCCAAAUAUCAGUGAGAAGGAACUCUUAAACAAAAAAUUUGAAAUCGAAGACUUUAAAGAAAUUUCAGACGAUCAGGUCCAAACAUUCUUAAUUGACCUACACGAAAUUGUCAAGAAUGUACAUUCCGAUGAAGGUAUGGAGGAAGCUGAAACAGAUACAUUAUAUAUCGCAAGCGAAGUUUACAUGACAGCAAAACCUGAAUUCGUUAUUAACAAAAAGAAUAUUUCUAUGAUUGUCAUAGAGGAUAAGCAUAUAAAAAGUAAAAACCUUAUCCCUACAAAAUGUUAUGGUGAGGCGCAAUUGGCCGCAGAAAUGCUUGCAUGUGGGAACGAAAACAUGCUUCGUAUUGCAUCUCAAACUGGUGCAAUUCUGGAUCAAACUAUAUUUGCCGUCAGGGCUGUUUCUACAUAUUUUACAUUCUACAAGACUGUAAUCCCUAAAGGAUACUGGAAGGAACUUGGUUAUGGAUUGCCACGUAAGGGGUCAAUUAUAAUUAAAAGAUGGCCAGAAGAGAUGCAUCCAUCAGGUGGUCUGGAUAUCGCGGAACCAA